AUGAGCAAAUCUCCAUUAAGGACUCAAUCUCAUUCUACAGCAACUUUCAUUCAAGAUGAAUAGAAAUAUUCAACUUCCAAACACAAUAGUAUUCAUCCAACUCUUUAACCUUAAAUUUAUAACUAAUAUGAAGAAUUGAGAAUAUUCAAAUCAAAAUGUUAGGAAUAAGACAAAAUUAUUGAAAGUCAAUAUUUACAAAUUAAUGAAAUGAAGUAUUAAUAUCAUCUUUUAUAUAGGCAAUUCAUUUCCGAUUGUUAAAUCAGUUUGAUUCAUUUUAAAUAAUAAUUAGAAGAUUAAUUGUCAAUUAAAGAAAACUAUGAUAAAGAACUUAGACAACUAAAUUAAUUGGUAGCUUCAUUAAAAUCAGAAAACUAACAAUUAAUGUUAUUGUAUAAUGACAAGAAAAAAGAAUUAGAUGAACUUACUUCCAAUAAUUAACUUAUUAUUAAUGACUUUAACAAACAAUUUGAAAACACACUCAAGGCUCGCAUUGAAAAUGAUAUCAAAGAGAUCCACAAUAAAUACCUAAGGGUAUGAGUCUUAGUCAAGCCUAUAGGAAAUCCAACUGUUAAAGGCAAAACUCUAUGAAUAAGAAAAACUAGCUCAAAAUUAAGAAGUCAUUCGAUUAUUGUAAAAGAAAUGCGAAGAAUUAUUACAAGGAAUUGACUAAAAAAAUAAUUAUAUAGAUGAUUUACUUCUUAAAUAUGGUGAAUUGGAUGAAAGAUAUGAAACACUUAAAAAGUAAAUGUCAUUAAAGCUUUAUGAAGAAGAUAUUUUAGAUGAUAUAUCGAAAUCUAAAUUUAAAAAAAGUUGA
Messenger RNA from Paramecium pentaurelia, 814 nucleotides. NCBI's taxonomy places the organism in Eukaryota, Ciliophora, Oligohymenophorea, Peniculida, Parameciidae. The record is from the annotation of a GenBank genome assembly.